AGAGAUGCCACACUCGCUCCGCGGUUCGCAUGGCGCUCUGAAGACGCCGGCGCCCGCCGCCUUGAGGAGCCGCUGCCCCCGCUGCCUGAAGAUGGGGGAACAAUGAAAUAAGCGAGAAGACUCUUCUUCUCCCCCCUCUCUCUCGCCCCCUCCCCCCUCCCCUCCCCUCUCCCCUUGACUCCUCUCCGAGGCACCAUGCUGACCCGCCUGUUCAGCGAGCCCGGCCUCCUCUCGGACGUGCCCAAGUUCGCCAGCUGGGGCGACGCCGACGACGACGAGCCAAGGAGCGACAAGGGCGACGCGCCGCCUCCGCCUCCACCUGCGCCGGGGCCGGGGGCUCCAGGACCCGCCCGGGCUGCCAAGCCGCUCCCUCUUCGUGGAGACGAGGUGCCCGAGGCCGCACUGGCUGAGGUCAAGGAGGAAGGCGAACUGGGGGGCGAGGAGGAGGAGGAAGAGGAGGAGGAGGAAGGGCUAGACGAGGCGGAAGGAGAGCGGCCCAAGAAGCGCGGGCCCAAGAAGCGAAAGAUGACCAAGGCGCGCCUGGAGCGCUCCAAGCUGCGGCGGCAGAAGGCGAACGCGCGGGAGCGCAACCGCAUGCACGACCUGAACGCUGCGCUGGACAACCUGCGCAAGGUGGUGCCCUGCUACUCCAAGACCCAGAAGCUGUCCAAGAUCGAGACGCUGCGCCUGGCCAAAAACUACAUCUGGGCGCUGUCAGAGAUCCUGCGCUCGGGCAAGAGGCCCGACCUGGUGUCCUACGUGCAGACGCUGUGCAAAGGUCUGUCGCAGCCCACCACCAACCUGGUGGCCGGCUGCCUGCAGCUCAACUCGCGCAACUUCCUCACGGAACAGGGUGCCGACGGCGCGGGCCGCUUCCACGGCUCUGGGGGCCCGUUCGCCAUGCACCCCUACCCGUACCCGUGCUCGCGCCUGGCGGGUGCACAGUGCCAGGCGGCCGGCGGCCUGGGCGGCGGCGCCGCGCACGCCCUGCGGACCCACGGCUACUGCGCCGCCUACGAGACGCUGUACGCAGCGGCGGGCGGCGGGGGCGCGAGCCCGGACUACAACAGCUCGGAGUACGAGGGCCCGCUCAGCCCGCCGCUCUGCCUCAACGGCAACUUCUCGCUCAAGCAGGACUCGUCGCCCGACCACGAGAAGAGCUACCACUACUCUAUGCACUACUCGGCGCUGCCCGGCUCACGGCCCACGGGCCAUGGGCUGGUCUUCGGCUCGUCGGCGGUGCGCGGGGCCGUCCACUCGGAGAAUCUCUUGUCUUACGAUAUGCUCCUUCACCACGACCGGGGCCCCAUGUACGAGGAGCUCAACGCGUUUUUCCAUAACUGAGACCGCGCCGGUCCUCUUCUUUUUCUUUUGCCUUUGCCCGCUCCCUUGCCAUCAGCCCUCCGAGCGCAGGGACACCCUUACCCACCCGGGAGCCGGGCGCGGGGCGCGCACCGCCGGUCCUGCCGCUUUCCUGGGCUGCGCGGUCCUCUUACCUGUGGGUGGCCCGUCCCAGGGGCCUCAUUUCCCCCAGGGGACUUGCCUUCUCUCUCCCUAAGGGGUUCCCUCCUCCUUUCUUCCUGGGAGUGCUUCUCCAGGGACCCCUCUCCGGGUGCUCCCAGGAGACCCUCCGCCCAAUCCCAGCCCUUCCGCUUAGGUUUCCCCCCUCCCCCUCCCCCUUGCAGGCCCAAAGGCGUUGGUAAGGGGAUGGCUGAGCUGUGGGAUGCGAUUUUCCCCAUCUCAUCCUUAUUAUUUUUUUAAAAACAGACACCGAGCUGCCGAGGCAGGAAGGAGCCGACCCCCCCUCCUCUUUUUUGAAGAGGGCAAAAGUGAGGGCACCCCAGCCCAGGCCUGGCGCGCGCCUCCACCCCCACUCCCGAGUCUCAGUAUUUUUGAGGUUUUCAUUUUUGGCGGGAGGGGAUGUGGAUUGAGAGGAAAGUGAGAGGCCAAGACAAUUUGUAACUAGGAUCUGUUUUUCCCCUUCCUCUUUUUUAAACAAACAAACAAAC
Molecule: messenger RNA, 2009 nt
Organism: Elephantulus edwardii (Cape elephant shrew)
Lineage: Eukaryota; Metazoa; Chordata; Mammalia; Macroscelidea; Macroscelididae
Gene: NEUROD2
Product: neuronal differentiation 2
Exons: 2
Coding region: 196-1344 (382 amino acids)
Biological process (GO): nervous system development; regulation of DNA-templated transcription
Molecular function (GO): protein dimerization activity
Source: RefSeq, a predicted model, not a curated record